Messenger RNA from Nipponia nippon (crested ibis), 3177 nucleotides. The record is from RefSeq and is a predicted model, not a curated record. NCBI's taxonomy places the organism in Eukaryota, Metazoa, Chordata, Aves, Pelecaniformes, Threskiornithidae.
UUCUGUGCAGCAUGUUUUCUGGGUGGAACUGGGUGGCCUGUGGCUUAUAUCUGCUCUUGAAUAUUUUUUCUCUUGAAGUUUCAGGUGGACUUGUACAGUCAUGUGGUCACAUCAUCCCGGAGUCUCCUGUAUUGGCCCUUGGUUCCAAUUUCACAGCAUUAUGCAUUUUGAAUGAGAGUUGUCUUGACUUUGGCAAUAUCUAUGCUAAUCAAAUUAUCUGGAAAAUUAAAAAUAGAGUGGUACCUAAAGAACAGUAUCGUGAAAUAAACAGAACGGUUUCCAGUGUCACAUUUAAUGACACUUCUUCACUAGCUACUCCUCUGACAUGCAACAUUUUAGCAGAUGGACAGAUUGAGCAGAACAUUUAUGGAAUUACAGUUACAAUAGGCUUGCCCCCAGAGAAGCCCAGGAACUUAAGUUGCAUUGUGCAUCAGGUGUCAAAACUCACAUAUCCUAUGACUUGUACCUGGAACCCUGGAAGGCAUACGUUCCUGGACACUCACUUUAGGUUGAAAUACAGAUGGCCACAAGAGAGCUUUCCUGACUGUAUACCGAAAGAUGUAAACAAUUCUUGUACAAUUACUGAUGUUCAGUUCUUUGUUAAUCUGGAGGUCUGGGUAGAAGCAGCAAAUGCUCUUGGGAAGGCUGAAUCUGAUCCACUUGUUCUUGAUCCCAUUGAGAUUGUUAAACCUCUGUCUCCACACAACUUAUCAGUGAACUCAGGAAUACUGCCUACUGUUCUGAAGCUUUCAUGGGAGAAUAGGAUUUCAGCAGCUGUGAUGAAGCUGAAAUUCAAUAUUCGCUAUAGGAUUGUUGGUGACACAAACUGGAUGCAGGUUCCUCCUGAAGAUACAGCUUCACCAAGAACUUCAUUCAGUGUUCAAGGACUCAGACCCUACACAGAGUAUGUCUUUUCAAUUCGUUGCAUGAAGGAAGAUGGAGUGGGCUACUGGAGUGACUGGAGUGAAGAGAAAACUGGGGUCACCACUGAAGAUAAACCAUCUAAAGGACCACCCAUAUGGAGGAUCAUUGAUGCAUCUCGCUCACCAGCUUCCUGGACUGUGCAUCUGAUGUGGAAGGCCUUGGAGCCAUUUGAAGCCAAUGGAGUAAUCUUGCAGUAUGAAGUGACUGUCAGAGCUAAAUCAUCUCUCUUCAGUCCACUAGAGAAAUACAACGUUAAUACCACCAACCUUACAUUAAAGCUGCCGAAUGGAACUUACGAAGUGACUGUGAUUGCCCGUAACAGAGUCGGGGCAUCGCCUCCAUCAGUUUUACUUAUCCCAGCAAGUAAUUCAAAAGCUCCUGUGAAGAAUGUUAGAACACUACCUAAAGAUGGCAAGCUGUGGGUAGGGUGGACUGCUCCUAACAGUUAUGUUCUUAAAUAUGUGGUUGAGUGGUGUCUGGUGUCCAACAGCUCAGACUGUAUCAUAGAAUGGCAGAACGAACCAGGAAAUGUUCAAGGAACAUACUUAAAAGGUGAUAUAAAGCCUUUCAAGUGUUACUUGAUAACUGUGUACCCUCUAUAUGCUGAUGGUCAGGGAAGUGGACAGUCUGUGAAGGCUUAUCUUCAGCCAGCUCGUCCUUCAAAAGGACCAACUGUUCAGACAAAAAAAGUAGGAAAAGCUGAAGCUGUUCUGACAUGGAACCGUCUCACAGUAGAUGAACAAAAUGGAUUUAUCAGAAGUUACACCAUAUUUUACAAAACUAUCGAUGGAAAUGAAACAGCCGUGACAGUGGAUCCUUCCAAGACAGAGUAUACCCUUUCUUCUCUAACCAGUGACACGCUGUAUACUGUGCGGAUGAUGGCAUACACAGAUGAAGGAGGCAGGAGUGGUCCUGAUUUUACAUUUACUACACAAAAAUUUGGGAAAGGAGAAAUUGAAGCCAUAGUUGUACCUGUGUGUCUAGCGUUCCUGUUGAUUGUGCUCCUUGGAGUUCUGUUUUGCUUCAACAAACGUGACUUAAUUAAAAAGCAUAUCUGGCCUAUUGUCCCUGAUCCAUCCAAGAGUAACAUUGCUCAGUGGUCUCCUCAAGUUCCAGCUAAGCAUAACUUUAGUUCCAAAGAUCAGAUGUACCCAGAAGGCAGCUUUACAGAUGUAAGCGUCGUAGAAAUAGAAGCUGAUGACAAGAAGUCUUUUUCAGAACAAGAUCUAAAACCCUUUGACUUGCUUAAAAAGGAAAAGAGUACUUCAGAAGGGCACAGCAGUGGUAUUGGAGGAUCCUCAUGCAUGUCUUCUCCUAGGCAAAGUGUUUCUGACAGUGAUGAAGGUGAAACUACACAAAACACUUCGAGCACUGUACAGUAUUCAACUGUAGUACUUAAUGGCUACAGAGACCAAACACCUGUACAAGUCUUUUCAAGGUCUGAGUCGACUCAGCCACUGCUAGAUUCAGAAGAGAGAUCAGAGGAUCAUGCUGGAGGAUGUGACAGUACAACACAGAGGCAGCAGUAUUUCAAACAAAAUGGUGGUCAGGAUGAAACCAACGCAGACAGGCCAUGCUUUGAAAGAGCAAAGCAAAUUACUUCUGCUAAUGAGGGGGAUCUUGUUGGAUUUGCACAACUGCAGAUCUCAGGUCAGAGUUCACAGCUGUUGGGCCUUGGGCUGGAAAAAAAUACCCAGGAAGCUGCUCUACCAGAUGUUUUACAGACAAGUACUGAAGGACAAACUGUGAGACCCGAAGCAGUAGAAGGAAAUCCACCAUCAGUUGAUGAAAUGCCAAAAAGUUACCUCCCGCAGACUGUGAGACAAGGGGGCUAUGUGCCUCAGUGAGAGAAGAGACUGGCUCUGUUUAGGCCUUCAUUAGUGCCUGUUCACACUUUCUCCUGUGUUUCUGAUAAAUUAAGCUAGGUAUUUUUAUCUGAAUGCAGAUAGAAAUACUGAAAUUAAGUGAAGAGUAAUUUGACAAAGUACAAUAAGGACUGUGUUUUUGUGGAAAAUUUGCAGUCCAGACCUACUGGAGACUUACUUUUAUGCACUACAUAAAAUCCGAUGUCUGGAUAGCUGAACAAGCCUUUGUGCUACCUUGGUUUUUUUGUGUCUUGUCAUAUCAGAUUUACACAUGAUUGAAAAUGGCAAGUUUCAAUUAAUCUCAUCAGCCAAUAGACCUCCUAGAAGAAAUACUUCGACUCGUGACAGUGUACAAGCCUAAAAAGCCAGCUUUAGUUGCUUGGAGCAU